AAAAGCUUCUUAUCUUUUGUUUAUCAAAAAAAAGAUACGUCUUUCUAAGUACAACGUAAAGAUUAAAACAUCUGAUCAAACACGACAUGAGCUGGCAAAUCAUAUCAACAUGUAUUUUAGGAUCUCUUCUUCGGAACGUGAUCUCUUAAAAUGGUAUGAUUGAUCUCUUAAAAUAGUAUUAUAUUAUAUCUGUGCUGUCUCUUUAAUUUGAAGAAGAUAGACUGAUCACUGAUUGAUAUCAUCUACGAUAUAAAUAAAUAAAAUUAUCCAAAGGGAGAGAGAGACAGCAUAAAACAUGGGAAGUAACACCGGCGAUCUGGUGACACGUGUCCAAUCAGCUCAUCUGUUCGAUCACGAUGCCUUGUUUCGUUACGCCGCCGACAACGUCUCCGGUUUUCCGACCAACCCAUCUCAAUUCACCAUCUCACAGUUCGGACACGGGCAAUCGAAUCCGACCUUUCUGAUCGCUGUCGGCUCAGGAAGCUCCCUUAAACGCUACGUUUUGAGGAAGAAACCUCCUGGGAAGCUCUUGCAAUCUGCUCAUGCUGUUGAAAGGGAGUUUCAGGUGCUUAAGGCUCUGGGUGAGCAUACACAAGUUCCUGUUCCUAAAGUCUUUUGCUUAUGCACUGACCCAACUGUGAUUGGGACUGCUUUUUACAUUAUGGAGUUCAUGGAAGGAAGAAUCUUCAUAGACCCCAAGUUGCCUAAUGUAUCACCGGGGAGAAGAACUGCGAUCUAUCGUGCAGCCGCCAAAGCCUUAGCUUCUCUUCAUUCUGCUGAUGUUGAUGCCAUUGGUCUUGACAAAUAUGGCCGUCGUGCUAACUACUGCCAAAGACAGAUAGAUAGGUGGUUCAAACAGUACUUGGCUUCAACGAGCGAAGGCAAACCCGUAAGGAAUCCAAAGAUGUUUGAGCUUGUUGAUUGGUUACGCACUAGCAUACCCGCUGAAGAUUCAACAGGAGCAACAUCAGGCCUUGUACACGGAGACUUUCGCAUUGACAAUCUAGUGUUUCAUCCUUAUGAGGAUCGAGUUAUUGGAAUACUUGACUGGGAACUGUCCACGCUUGGGAACCAAAUGUGUGAUGUUGCAUACAGUUGUAUGCAUUACAUUGUGAAUGUUCAGCUCGAUAAGGAGCAUGUCAGUGAAGGUCUUGAAACUACUGGACUCCCAGACGGAAUACUUUCUAUGCCAGAGUUUCUCUUAGAGUACUGUUCCGCACUGGGGAAACCAUGGCCUGCUGCAAACUGGAAGUUCUACGUAGCCUUCUCUUUGUUCCGGGCUGCUUCUAUCUACACAGGCGUGUACAACAGAUGGUUAAUGGGGAAUGCUUCAGCCGGUGAACGUGCCAGGAACACAGGGGUUCAAGCCAAUGAGCUUGUAGAGUGUGCCUUGGGUUACAUCGCACGUGAGAAUGUUCUUCCUGCGCACCCUCCAUCUGGUAAAAGAGAUGUGAGCCGCCCAUCGUAUGAAAGCCUUGUGGAUGGAACCGGCAGAUUCGUUCCCAACAGAAAAGUAUUGGAGCUAAGGGGAAAGUUGAUCAAGUUUAUGGAAACUCACAUCUACCCGAUGGAGAAAGAGUUCGCCAAACUUGCUCAGUCUGAUUUGCGGUGGACCGUUCACCCUGAGGAGGAGAGGUUAAAGGAAGAGGCAAAGAGACAAGGCCUAUGGAACUUAUUUAUUCCUGUGGAUAGUGCUGCUAGAGCUAGAAGAGAACUGGCAGCUAUUGAGAAUAAACAAUCUUUUGAUCAGUUGUUUGGAGAGGGGCUAACGAACCUGGAGUAUGGUUACCUUUGUGAGAUCAUGGGUCGUUCAGUUUGGGCUCCACAGGUGUUCAACUGUGGUGCACCUGAUACUGGAAACAUGGAGGUGAUACUUCGGUAUGGAAACAAAGAACAAAUUGCUGAAUGGCUUAUUCCUCUGCUUGAGGGAAAGAUCCGUUCUGGAUUCGCUAUGACUGAGCCACAAGUUGCAUCUUCUGAUGCAACCAAUAUUGAGUGCUCUAUUAAAAGACAAGGUGACUCAUACGUCAUCAACGGCACAAAAUGGUGGACAAGUGGAGCCAUGGAUCCAAGGUGCAGAGUCCUUAUUCUCAUGGGGAAAACUGAUUUCAACGCACCAAAACAUAAGCAACAGUCAAUGAUACUUGUGGACAUGCGGACUCCAGGUAUACACGUGAAGAGACCUCUCACGGUGUUUGGUUUUGACGACGCGCCUCAUGGACAUGCUGAGAUUUCUUUUGAGAAUGUGAUUGUCCCGGCGACGAAUAUUCUCCUAGGAGAAGGCCGAGGAUUCGAGAUUGCUCAGGGAAGGUUAGGCCCUGGAAGAUUGCACCAUUGCAUGAGACUAAUAGGUGCAGCAGAGCGUGGAAUGGAGCUAAUGGCUCAAAGAGCUCUUAGCAGAAAGACUUUUGGGGUGUUCAUAGCGCAGCACGGUUCUUUUGUCUCUGAUCUUGCAAAGUUGCGAGUAGAGCUGGAAGGAACCAGAUUGUUAGUACUAGAAGCUGCUGAUCAUCUCGAUAAGUUUGGGAACAAAAAAGCUAGAGGGAUUCUCGCAAUGGCGAAGGUUGCAGCUCCAAACAUGGCGUUGAAGGUACUAGACACGGCUAUUCAAGUUCAUGGAGCAGCCGGUGUGUGCUCGGAUACAGUUUUGGCGCAUCUGUGGGCAACGGCUAGAACGCUCAGGAUUGCUGAUGGACCUGACGAGGUUCAUCUUGGGACCAUUGGCAAGUUAGAGUUACAGAGAGCUUCAAAGCUUUAAAGCCCAAAGAGGAAAUCAGAUUUGCCUUGUACUAUUUAUACAUGAUAAUAAAGCUGUUGUUGGGAUCUUUUGCAGUAUGGUAAACCUGAAUAAGUUUAUACAGGAUCUUCUCAUC
Brassica rapa (field mustard) is the source of this 2873-nucleotide messenger RNA. RefSeq names its product probable acyl-CoA dehydrogenase IBR3. NCBI's taxonomy places the organism in Eukaryota, Viridiplantae, Streptophyta, Magnoliopsida, Brassicales, Brassicaceae. Gene Ontology annotation, cellular component: cytoplasm. Gene Ontology annotation, molecular function: acyl-CoA dehydrogenase activity; flavin adenine dinucleotide binding. The record is from RefSeq and is a predicted model, not a curated record. Gene Ontology annotation, biological process: fatty acid beta-oxidation using acyl-CoA dehydrogenase.